Molecule: messenger RNA, 1374 nt
Organism: Lottia gigantea (owl limpet)
Lineage: Eukaryota; Metazoa; Mollusca; Gastropoda; Lottiidae
Exons: 7
Coding region: 1-1374 (457 amino acids)
Source: RefSeq, a predicted model, not a curated record
AUGGUAUGUACCUCUGUAUUUUUAGAUACUUAUUUAGGUGGUCUGUUAUUAGAUACAUGUUCUGGCGACGAUGAUUGUCCAGUACCUGCUACCUGUAGACCCAAUGGUUGUAAAGGAUUUAACUGUCUCUGUCCUCCCCUUACCAUUGUUGAUGAGACGUUAAACUUUUGUCAAAAUGCAUCGAAGAUCGGAAGCCGCUGUAAAAAUGAUACUAGAUGUUUGUCUAAAAUGGCAAUUUGUGAAUCAAAUUUUUGUCGAUGUGCAGAUUUCUUCAGAACGACUGGAACGCUACAAUGUUCUUUUCGAGAUGAAAGGUUGAUCGGUGAAAAUUGUUCGCGGUCUUCAGAAUGUGCUGAUGCCAAGUCAGUGUGCCUCGGGGGAUCGUGUGUCUGUGCUCCAGGUUUUAGAGAAAAGACUGAAGAUGAAUAUUGGACAGAUCCUUUAUCUAGAAUCCAGUGUGUGUCAGCAAAUUUCUCUUCGGAUUACUGUGGGCAAGAGAGAUUGGUAUUACCACUGGAAAUAACCCCUUCAGCUCCAGGAGUAACCGAUAUCGCAGUCGAUAUCACUAACGCCGACUCAGAGAUAAACCAUUCAGAAAUAAAUAUAGAAGCAUCUGAUGCUUAUUUUGACAACACCUUCGAUAUCCUACGAGAGGAUACAGUUAUGCCCUCGGACGACUUACUCCCAUCAGUAGCCUUCCAAACUUUAAGCAUUACUCUAGACAUUUUGUUACCGUCAGAGGUCCAGUCCGAUAAUGUUAGUGAUCUUGAUAAUCUCUUGAUAACGAAUAGUGAAAUUCCACGAGAUCCAUUUACUGAAAUUGAGUCGGAUGUCAUUGAUGGUUUUACUUCCAACGAACCACCAGAGAUCGAAGUAACUGAAUCGAGUUUGUUUGAAACGAUGAUGGUCACAUCUAGCUUUGAUUCCAUGUUCUAUUAUGAAGAUGGUGUUAGUAGAGACACUGUUAAAACUGAUGAAGUAUUUGAGCACACAGAAUCAGAUGUAAUAGCUCCAACAGAGACCUUUACUGAUUCUCCAAGCAAUCUCGUGGAUGAAUUUACACGAAUAGAUGCUGACACCACAAGCCCUAGUGAUCUUGGGAAAGACACCACUGGAAACAAUAACACUGACGGUGACAAGAAGCAAAGCCGCAACAGCAAUGUAGCAAUUACUAACGAAGAUGUCAAAAUAAUAAUAUCACUGUUGGGAAGUGGAGUUGGUAUACUGGUUGUAUUGACCAUAAUUGUGGUGUUGUUUAAAUUAUGUCGGACAGGAACUACAAUGUCAAAUACUGUUUCCCCGGAACCACAAGACACUUCAUCGGUACUCAAAUCUGUUAAUAGACAGAGAACAUUAUUCAAAGAUCGUUGGUGA